AUGUAUGUAAUGCGGGAAGCAACUUUUGACCCAGACAAGGAUAUACCAGAUCUGCAGAAUCAGGUCUUUGUCGUUACAGGAGGAAGCUCAGGACUAGGCUUCGCUAUUAUCUGUCAUCUGCUCAAGCAUAAUGCAGCUAAAAUCAUCACUCUUUCAAACAAGGAAGAAAAUGCAAGGAAGGCAAUCGGGCAGCUGAAUUCCUGGGGCGAUACAAGUAGAGUCAUCUGGCAAAAAUGCGAUCUGAAGGAUCUGCGGCAGGUCGACCAAGUGGCUAGGAAGCUAAGGGAAGAGGAGAAAAGGAUUGAUGCACUCGUACUCAACGCUGGCAUUGGCAUCAAUGGGUUCGAGCUCACCAAGGAGGGUCUGGACAGCCAUUUCCAGGUCAACAUGCUAUCCCAGCUUCAUCUAGCAUUAAUGUUACUUCCAACAUUACAAGCUACUGCUGCCUCGACCAAGACAUCCGCUCGAAUUAUGAUGAUGUCUUCGGAGAUGCAUCGCUGGGUCCCCAAAUCCACGAAAUUUGAGUCCGAGAAGGAGCUUACCGAGAAUAUUGGGCCAACUUAUCUGUAUGGUCGUUCAAAACUUGCACAAAUAUUGAUCGUUCGGGAGCUAGCCAGACGGCUCGACGAAGGCAAGCUAGGAUCACCAUCUUACGACCCAGCUACAAACAUGCCACGCCCCGUGCUGGUCAAUGCUACGCAUCCCGGCGCUGUCCGUACGGCUCAACCCUUUCAAUUGGAGAUUGCAUAUGGAUGGAUAGGCAAGGUUCUAGCCAAUGUAUUUUGGCCUGCGUUUGUGGACCCUAUUAAGACGGGAUGUAGGUCCGGGGUCUUCGCGGUAACAGGGAAGGAUUUAUACGAAGGAUCAGGCAUUCAUGGACAAUAUAUCGUACCUGACAAAAAGAUCGGGCAGCCCAACAGCAAAGGCCAGGACCGCGAGAUGGGUGAACGAUUAUGGCGUAUCAGUUUGCAAAUCCUAGGUGACAGACUAGGCGCACUUAACUAUGGGUUUGAAACGAAUUCCACGGUGACGACGGGGCUCUUCUCGCCUCAGCCACACACUUACUGGGGCCAAUUCGACGAGAUUUCAAAGUACAAUGUUCACCUCAACGUUGCGGAGCGGAUGUGGGCCGCCUGGUACGCCUACAUGCAGAACGAUGUCCUCGCCACUGGCAUCAUGUCCUUUGUAAUGCAUGAAAUGGUUUACUUCGGGCGCUCCUUGCCUUGGAUGAUAGCCGAUCGACUUCCCGGGCUGAACAAAUACAAAAUCCAAAAUCAAAAGAUCCCCACUGCAGCCGAACAGUGGAACUGCGCCAAAUUAGUCCUGCUCUCCCAUUUCACCGUUGAGCUGCCCCAAAUCUGGCUCUUUCAUCCUCUAGCUCAAUAUUGCGGUCUCUCAACCACCGUUCCUUUCCCUUCCAUCCUCACCAUGGCCUACCAGAUCGCCAUCUUCUUCGUUAUGGAAGAUACAUGGCACUACUGGUCUCACCGUGCUCUCCACACCCCCAAACUUUACAAGAUGAUUCACAAGAUUCAUCACCAGUAUUCCGCACCGUUCGGUCUAGCCGCAGAAUACGCAAGUCCAAUCGAAGUGCUUCUUCUCGGAUUCGGCACCGUCGUCUGUCCCAUCAUCUGGUGCGCAAUCACCCAUGAUCUGCAUAUUUUAACAAUGUAUCUGUGGAUUGUGCUGCGUUUAUUCCAAGCCAUCGAUGCGCAUUCCGGAUACGAGUUUCCCUGGUCGUUGCACCAUAUCCUGCCCUUCUGGGCUGGUGCGGAUCAUCACGAUGUUCAUCACGAGAAGUUCAUUGGUAAUUAUUCAAGCAGUUUCAGGUGGUGGGAUCUUGCGUGCGGUACUGAGAGUGGUAGUGCCGCGGCGGAAAAGAGGAGAGCGGCGAGAAAGGCGCAAGCUAAGAAGGUGACUUGA
Endocarpon pusillum Z07020 is the source of this 1923-nucleotide messenger RNA. RefSeq lists its product as uncharacterized. The coding region runs from base 1 to 1923 and encodes 640 amino acids. The transcript is spliced from 5 exons. The record is from RefSeq and is a predicted model, not a curated record. Gene Ontology annotation, molecular function: oxidoreductase activity; iron ion binding. NCBI's taxonomy places the organism in Eukaryota, Fungi, Ascomycota, Eurotiomycetes, Verrucariales, Verrucariaceae. Gene Ontology annotation, biological process: lipid biosynthetic process.